Molecule: messenger RNA, 3010 nt
Organism: Aspergillus ibericus CBS 121593
Lineage: Eukaryota; Fungi; Ascomycota; Eurotiomycetes; Eurotiales; Aspergillaceae
Exons: 1
Coding region: 291-2825 (844 amino acids)
Source: RefSeq, a predicted model, not a curated record
GGGACAGCAUCAAGCGCCCCCCACACGCAUCAUCGUCCGCCUAGGCUGUCAUCGGGCAUCUGCCUAUUGGGCUGGGUUGAUCCAAGGAUAUCCACACAGACAGACCGUACCUGUAUCCAGUAGACAGCCAGACUGUCUUCCGUGAAGUUAACGUAUACUUCCGCUGACUCUUGUUCUAUUUAUUUCUGGGCUUAUCCGUCGCCCACUGUUCUCGAUUCGAAGCUUCGCCCUGGAGCUCUUCACUUGCUCUUUCCCUCAAGCUUUACUUAUGACAUUCACACUCAAACAACAUGGCUGACUCUUCAGACCCUCACCCCAGACCUCCUCAUUACACCUCUACCGAUCCGCACCUCCGAUAUCCCACUCUUCCUCCUCUAAGUGCCUCUGUAGAGGAGUGGUUAUCUCGCUCGCGACCUAUCAGCAUGACGUCAACUCCGAUGGAACACACUACCAGAUCACUGAGUGAGAGCUGGGCGACCAUGAGUGCAUCGGAUGUCCACUCAGAAGACGGCACUCGCUCUGAGCAGACAGAUCUUGGGUCUUUGAUCGACCAAACCGGGCCCGAUGAUGUAGCAAGUCUCGACGGGCGGUCUAGUAACAGCGACAUAGACACAAACGAUGAGGAAGGGUUCGAUGGCGACAGUUACGACUCCAGGAGCAACAUUUCGGUAUCCCAGGAAUUGUCGUCCGCUUUUCCUCACAUUAGAAACUCUAUCGAUGACAGUAGCCUAACCACCAAGACUGCGUUCCGUCAGUCAGUCGAGUCCAUCGAAUUUGCUGAACCCGAGAGCUGGCCCGAAAUUGAUCGGGUAGAAUUGAAGCAUACCAUCUGUGUGUUUGAAGGACCUGAUGCAGCAGAGCUAAAAUAUAAGCUUCCUGAGGGGUCGGAAGACUCGACGCUCACAGCUACAGUCCAGCAGACCAUGACGAGGAAAAGCCUUGAUACCGACAAACCAUUCCAUGUGCUAUACCUUGGCAGCCCGGAUUUUCGGAACAUUGUUCUCGAUAAAAUCGGAGACGUUCUGGUUUCGAGCUCCUGUAGCAGUUUCGAGAGCGGUUCAGCCGAGUCAUCGAGAUAUCAUGUUGUCCCAACGUCCUUUGGCGCAGGCGCAGUUCCCAACUUUGCUGAGCUUCUUCCCAUUCAUGUUCAGCUCAUUGUGGACGAAUGCCCCGAGGCUUCCGCGGACCCUCAGACUGACAAACCUAGCAUCAUCAGUUUGAGUUUCAAAAACCGGCCACCGUGCACGUCGAUGUGGUCAGGAACUGAAUACUGUAUCUCGUCUUCCGUUGAAUGGAUACUGCCCGAUGUAGCGAUAUUUUUCAUAUCCAGUACUGAUACUACCAAAGAUAUGGAGACCCAGAGACUGGCUCGCAUCUUCAUGGAAAGACAUGGUGUUCCGACAAUGGUCAUCUCCGAGAAGCCGCUUUGGACGAUGUCUAGGGACCCUAUUCCUGUCAACCACCACAGUCUCCACAUGUGCCUGGAAUCUCGCAGUUCGCUAGAUGGGACUUCCAUGAUUCUCAGAAGGUAUCCCAUCGACCUGAAGACUUUUGAGAGCAUCACACCCGGGCAGCUCAACAGGAACCUGGCGUCAUUGGCAACUAUUUACCCUAGGAGACCUUGCCAAAUGGCGUUGGAGACCCCGGAAUUUCCUCAUACUAAAACGUCUUUCAACGUUGACGAUCACGCGCGUAACAUCUUCUCUGUUCCCUACAUCAGCGGCAACCACGAUCUGGCAUCCGUAUUUCGUCUCAUCACAUUCAUUAUUCUUUCUCUUGUAGCCAUCUCCUUCGGGCAUUCGGCCCUAAGGGCCGCGGUCUUAUUCCUUUCUCAAUAUUUCGCUAGUUCUGCAGUCUCCAGCGCAGUCUCUUCUGUCUCGAGCAGCGUUCCAGCUACCAGUCUCCUUUACACAGGAGCAUCACUUCCAGUCUUGUCUACGUCUCUUAGCGACGUCCAGCUGAUGAGGAACCAGAUGGACAGCCACUCUCGGUUACAAGACCUGAUAGAAGGGGUGUCUGUCUCUGAGAGGCGGGACUCGACCGAUUCGUUUGAAAUCCAGGUAGUCGGCGAUUGCCAUCUUGUUAUCAAGCCGCCUAAUAAGUCCCCUACUGGCAAGAAACAACCGAAGUUCAACGUGCAAGUCAGUCGAGGAGGCAAACCUCUCGAGUAUGAGCUCUCAAUGUUGUUCGACGGGGUGUAUACCUUGAAACUGGACCGGGGCGAUGCAUAUGGCCAGUUAGAUGUGACAUUAACCACGACUUCCAAGAACCCUUACAUACAGACGACAUCCGUGGACUUAGGGACGCCAUGGUUGAAGAUCCAGAACUGGAAGCGGGCAGCUCAUGCCAUCACUUCACAGCUGAUGAGAGACUUUGCCACCGCGCAAACCGGGCUUUCAGAAGUCUACGGCCGGUUCUGCACUGACUUGCAAGUGCUUAUGGGAGAUGUUGUAAAAAGGGCACAUUUCCUACGGGAGGAGGUGUCUUCUUUGCGGCAUGAGUCGGUGCAGCUUCCCCCUGGAACGAGGGACAUGGUUCUCUCGCGAUCAGAGCAACUUACCGAAGCCGUGAAACGGACUGCUGUGCAGCCACUUCUCGCCGUCUCGUCUGCGCUGCAAGCCCAGACCAACAAGGUCCAUACGGGAGCUAGAGAAAUGAUGAGUGACACCUGGGACAAAAUCAGCUCUCAUGCUCCAGGGCUUGAUCUUGGCGCCAUGAAGGAACGCCUUCGGGAUGCGCGGAAAUGCAGGGCUUUGGAUAUAGCGCAAAAGAGAGCCCGGAGUCUUGUGGGACGGAAGACGUGUCAAGAUUCUGAGUGCUCCUGAUAAAGCUACUGUCCGUGGUCCACCAGUCGGGCCAUAACGUCUGACAGUAGUGGUAUUCUGAUGAAUGCCGUUCGCUCCUUUACUUUCCUAGCUUGUGUGCUUCUUGGGAUGUUUCAUUUGGUUUGCGCUUAGGCGAAAGGAUGGGUCGGAUAUCAGGUACGGAUUGAAUCAUGGGAUGUCUUCCA